AAUUACUCUAUAAACUUUUUUGCCUUGAUUCUCUAUUUACUUGUUUGUUCAAAUUACAGAUGAAGCAAACGGCGAACAACCUGGUGGCAGCGGGUGACGACGGGUCAAAAUCUGCGACAUCAAAGACAGUCGAUCUGUCCAAGGUGAAGAGAAAGAAUUCAAGCUCGCAAGCGCAGCAGCGGCUCAAGAAAGUCAAGGAAAUGCUGGUGGCGAAGCGGUUGCAGGAAAAAAACCAAAAAUUAGCCAGCGCCGAAUCGGAUAAUAACACAGGCGCGGAUGCAAGCCAGAAGCAGAACCAGCGGCAGCAACAGCAGCAUCAAAAUAAAUCCCAGAGUCAGAUCAAGAAACCCACACAGAAACUGAGCUUGACGCCGCCGAACAAACUGAGCGCAUUGCAGCAGAAGAUGCAGCAGAAGCUCAAGGGUGCUCGUUUCAGAUGGAUCAAUGAGGCGCUGUACACAACAACCGGAGACAAGGCCUUUGAAAUGGUCCAAGGCGACCCCAGCAUCUUUGAGGAGUACCAUCAGGGCUUUACGGCGCAGGUCGAAAAGUGGCCGGUUAAUCCGGUCGACAUGUUCAUCAAACAGCUUCAGGCACGGGACCCUCUUGUUGUGGCGGAUAUGGGCUGCGGCGAGGCGAGACUGGCCGCAACCGUCGGCGCGGUGCACACAGUGCACUCGUUCGACCUGGUAGCGUACAACGAUCUGAUCACGCCCUGUAACGUGGCUGACGUGCCGCUUGCCGACGGUACGGCUGAUAUUGUUAUAUUUUGCCUUGCGCUGAUGGGCACUGAUUUCCUCAAAUUCAUUCGUGAGGCCAACCGCAUAUUGCGCACCGGAGGCGAGCUUAAGAUUGCCGAAGUUGUCAGCCGCGUUUCCGACGUCGACGCCUUUGUGGCCGAGCUCGAGGGGCAAGGAUUCAAGCUGAAGCACAAGGAUACCAAGAACAAGAUGUUUAUUAUGCUGGACUUUGUCAAGGUCAGGGCAUCGCCCGCAAAGCUGACUGCAAACCCCGGGCUGCUCAAGCCCUGUAUAUACAAGCGCCGCUGAUCUGCCGACUUUAAUCAAUUCACCAGGCAGACUGGGAGCGGAGGGGAAUAAAAUUAAAGUGCCGUUUUGUUUCUUUUGGCAUGUGAUGCGCGUUUAUCUUCCUUUGCUAC
Messenger RNA from Kickxella alabastrina, 1159 nucleotides. RefSeq names its product methyltransferase-domain-containing protein. Gene Ontology annotation, biological process: rRNA methylation; ribosomal large subunit biogenesis. Gene Ontology annotation, cellular component: nucleolus. The coding region runs from base 60 to 1049 and encodes 329 amino acids. Gene Ontology annotation, molecular function: rRNA (adenine) methyltransferase activity. The record is from RefSeq and is a predicted model, not a curated record. Lineage: Eukaryota; Fungi; Kickxellomycota; Kickxellomycetes; Kickxellales; Kickxellaceae. The transcript has a single exon.